Aspergillus caelatus is the source of this 1263-nucleotide messenger RNA. RefSeq lists its product as uncharacterized. Bases 108 to 1139 code for a protein of 343 amino acids. NCBI's taxonomy places the organism in Eukaryota, Fungi, Ascomycota, Eurotiomycetes, Eurotiales, Aspergillaceae. The record is from RefSeq and is a predicted model, not a curated record. The transcript has 2 exons.
AAGCGGUGCCAUCAACUCGCAUCUGGUGAGAAGUCCAGUGCAGUCUUGAACUUUUGCUCUUUCGACUCUUAGUCUUCCUCUUAGGCCGCUAUAGCAUAUCGGCUAUCAUGCUGUAUACACGAGGAGGAUCUCGAUCGGGCUGGAUAGAAGAACCAGAAACUACGCCUAUUGUGCGGGAAAAAAUCAUUGCAGAUGAGCAAACAAGGGAAGCGAGACACGAACUACAGUAUCAGUUACCCGACAGCUAUAAAGUAUUGAAACGCAUAUCAACCCUAACUACCAUUGAUAAACCAACAAAAACUAUCAAGACGCCUUCCACAAGAAUCGACGAACUCCUCAAACGUUCAACGGAAGAAUCUCCAAGGCCAACGACAACCCAUAACAACCUAGUUCCGCACUGGAAUUACCAAAAAAACUCCUUGGCGGUAGCAUGCGUCCUCGGUGCCAUCACCGUACUAGGCAUUAUCUUCCUCAGCGUCUUCACUGUCCGAAAGAUCCGGAGAAGCUGGAAGCGCCACAAGCGCGAAAAGAAAGACUAUGACGCUUUCAAACAUCGAAUACUUGUGAAUAAAAGUAACAGAAACUCGAAUGCCUGCUUUAUAACCGAAAGCAAGUCUAGUCGUGAAUCGAUGAUGUAUAGCCGUGAUAACGCACCGUCGGGGGGUUACGUCGUCGAGCAAACAGGGGGGUCUGUGACCCGCGUGUAUUGCGAAGGCAAUAAUGUUUCGAGUCAGACGUUUGAUUCUAUCGGUGCUUCUCCGGACAAAAGGAGCCCUCCCUAUGAGAAUAAGCGGACUCUAGGAGGUCGUGCCGAUUCGCGUACGCCUUCGGGCAAAGGGCGUGCUGGUUCAAUUCCGAGACCGAUUGUCGUGGUGCCAUCUCCACUGAGACAUGUCUCCUCGCAGAAAGCCACGCCUGUUCUGCAGCCUACUAGUCCCAGCACUCCUGAUUCUGAGCAGCUAUCCGUGUCCCCUGCUUCGCCGCAAGAUACCGAACCGGUGGGUAGACCUUCCAGCCGCAACUCGUUGCUUCGGUUGCCUUCUAUCAAGAAAUCUAUAUCUCCUUUGCAUACUUCCACUUACACUCCUCAUCUAUUUGACUCUAUUUAUCCGUCCGUGAACCUCGUUGACUGGAUCUAAAUCUGUUAUACCUACUCUCCAAGCAUAAAGUUGAGGCGUCAUAGUAGCUACCACAAUAUAAUCAAUAUGUGCACAAUCCACUCAGACACUGUAGCAUUGCUGUGACUAUUAGUAUCCAUGGUCA